Messenger RNA from Echinops telfairi (small Madagascar hedgehog), 982 nucleotides. Its product is annotated as olfactory receptor 6C2-like. The coding region runs from base 44 to 982 and encodes 312 amino acids. The transcript has a single exon. Gene Ontology annotation, biological process: G protein-coupled receptor signaling pathway. The record is from RefSeq and is a predicted model, not a curated record. Gene Ontology annotation, molecular function: G protein-coupled receptor activity; olfactory receptor activity. Gene Ontology annotation, cellular component: membrane. Lineage: Eukaryota; Metazoa; Chordata; Mammalia; Afrosoricida; Tenrecidae.
CUCUCGUCAGGUCCAAUUGCUCAUGACUUGACAAAAGACAGUGAUGAGAAACCAGACAGCGAUAACAACAUUCAUACUUCUGGGAUUGACAGACGACCCAAAGCUACAACUUCUGCUUUUUAUCUUUUUGUUUCUUACCUACAUACUGAGCGUUACUGGGAACCUGACAAUUAUCAGCCUAACGCUUUUGGAUUCCCAUCUUAAGACACCAAUGUAUUUUUUCCUCCGAAACUUCUCUUUCUUGGAAGUCUCAUUCACCACCGUCUGUAUUCCCAGAUUCCUGUACACCCUGACAACUGGAGAUAAUACGGUUACCUACAAUGCUUGUGCCACACAAUUGUUUUUUGUCGUCUUCUUCGGAGCAACGGAAUUUUUUCUUUUGGCUGCCAUGUCCUACGACCGCUAUGUGGCCAUCUGCAAGCCCCUCCACUACACAACCAUCAUGAACAACAGUGUAUGCAUUACACUAGUUCUCUCCUGCUGGGCCGCUGGUCUGUUGAUCAUCAUACCACCUCUUGGCAUAGGUCUCCAGCUGGAAUUCUGCGACUCCAAUGUGAUCGAUCAUUUUGGCUGUGAUACGUCUCCUAUUCUGCAGAUAACCUGCUCAGACACGGUAUUUAUAGAGAAAAUUAUUUUGAGUUUUGCGGUGUUGACACUCAUUAUUACCCUCAUAUGUGUCGUUCUCUCGUACACCUACAUCAUUAAGACCAUUCUAAAAUUCCCUUCUGCCCAGCAGAGGAAAAAGGCCUUUUCUACCUGUUCUUCCCACAUGAUUGUGGUGUCCAUCACCUAUGGCAGCUGCAUCUUCAUCUACAUCAAACCCUCAGCAAAGGAAGGUGUGGCCAUCAAUAAGGUGGUGUCGGUGCUGACUACUUCAGUUGCCCCUUUGCUUAAUCCAUUCAUUUAUACACUUCGAAACAAGCAAGUGAAACAAGCUUUCAAAGACACCUUAAAGAGAAUUGUGUUUCUCACAAAGCAGUAA